Bacidia gigantensis is the source of this 1029-nucleotide messenger RNA. RefSeq lists its product as uncharacterized. The transcript has 2 exons. Bases 1 to 1029 code for a protein of 342 amino acids. The record is from RefSeq and is a predicted model, not a curated record. Lineage: Eukaryota; Fungi; Ascomycota; Lecanoromycetes; Lecanorales; Ramalinaceae.
AUGGGCAACCUCAAGAUACUCAGGUCUCUUGUUUGCUGGGCUUAUGUCUGGUUGGCCUGUACUGCAGUGUCAUUACCAGUGGAUGCUGAUGGCGCACAAGUCUCACAGUCCAUAAACACGACCCUUCUCACCGGCGACGAAAAUAUCCCCAGCGAUUUCAAACUCCUUCUAACCAUAUAUGACAGUGACAUCAACGUAAUCUCCUUCUAUCUCAACUCGAUUGACGCAAUCAUCGUACUCUCACAGCGAUCAUGCUACAGUUCCACAGACGGCUACCACCUUUUCGAUUUACCCCCUUACAUGAGCUUCCAAGCUUCAACAACAAUUUACCCACAUCUGAUCAAUUGCCAUAUCAUAUGGGCUACACAGCGUCUCGUGUCUAUUUUCUUUGGUAGUGGUGGUAGUGGGCAGUACAAGGAAGCGGCGGGACAGAUGCGGAUUCUGCAGCAAAAGCGCGCGGCCGUCGUGGGUACAUUUUCGCUUAGGCAAAGUAAUGGAGUCGUGGAUAGCCUCAGUUCAGGUGGAACCUCCUCAAAGAAUGAGACGAUUGUUGCGAGGCAGACUGCUUUAGAGUCGAGACAAACCGGAAGCGAUGGGACGGGAGCUAUUGAUUCACCAGGUGUUGACUCUGGUUUCGGUUUUGAUGUUGAAUGGAUUGAAGGUGCAAAAACUCUAGGCUCGAUCAAGGUGUUUGUGUCGGUUGUGAGAGCACUAGCAAGAAUAGCAGUGGAAGAUGCGGCUGCGAGUUGUUCUGCAUUUGACUAUGAAGAUUCGGAGACGGAGGUGUAUAUUGGCAUGAGGGAACAGUCUCCGAGUGCAGGUCGUGUCUUCUAUGGUGACGUGUCGAUUAGUCUUCAAAAGUUGGUCAUUGCGAUGAUUGAUAAAAAGAGGUUCGCGGAGGUACAAGUGACCUUGUUCAAAAUGAAUCCCAGAAGAGUCAAUUACGGGAUUGUUACGAUCUUGAAGAGUCGGGCUGGUACCACCAUACAAUCUGUUGAUAAUGAUGAUGGCUUAGGAACGGCAUGGUGA